Doryrhamphus excisus (bluestripe pipefish) is the source of this 4190-nucleotide messenger RNA. RefSeq names its product protocadherin-10-like. NCBI's taxonomy places the organism in Eukaryota, Metazoa, Chordata, Actinopteri, Syngnathiformes, Syngnathidae. Gene Ontology annotation, molecular function: calcium ion binding. Gene Ontology annotation, cellular component: plasma membrane. Gene Ontology annotation, biological process: homophilic cell-cell adhesion. The record is from RefSeq and is a predicted model, not a curated record.
CCAAUGUCAAGUUUUAUAUAUAUAUUUUGUUAUUGUUCCCCCCGAUCCCGCACCCCCCUCACUGCACUGCGCGCCAUCUACGAGCAGAGUCAAGUUUGGAUGGGAGUUGAGACAGCCUCCAAAUGGACAAACAGCGUGUGCAGCGACGAAAGGCGUACGUAAAAUGGCCCAUAGUUUGUGUUUUCGUCUUCAUCGUUUGCUUCUCGGACUCGGCUCGUGGUCAGAUCCGCUACUCCAUCCCAGAGGAGCUGGAACAUGGCGCCUUUGUGGGGAACAUAGCGGAGGACUUGGGUUUGGAUUUGGAUAAACUCUCGGCGCGCAGGUUCCGCAUCGUUUCCGGCACGAGGAGGCAGUACGUGGAGGUGAAUUUGGAAAAUGGAGUUUUAUUCGUCAACGAGAGGAUAGACCGCGAAGAACUGUGCGAGCAGAGUUUGGGCUGUUCCUUCCACCUGCAGGUGGUCAUAGAAAGUCCUCUGGAGCUGUACCGAGUGGAGGUGGAAAUCGUGGACGUGAAUGACAACUCUCCCGGCUUCCCGUGGACUGAAUUUAAUCUGGACAUUUCGGAAUCUGCGGCACCGGGGUCCCGCUUCCCGCUCGAAAGCGCGCAAGAUUUGGACGUGGGUUCCAACGCGCUGCGCACGUAUCUGCUGAGCGUCAACGAGCAUUUCACUUUGGACAUACAGACUCGAAGUGACGGCAGUAAAUUCGCGGAACUCGUUCUCCGGAGCCCUUUGGACCGGGAGCAGCAGAGCGCGCACCAGAUGGUUCUGACCGCGGUGGAUGGGGGCUCUCCGGAGAGGUCCGGCACUGCGCAAAUUGACAUCACGGUCUUGGACGCGAACGACAACGCGCCCGUGUUCGACCAGACCUUCUACAGGGUGAGACUGGCCGAAAACGCACCCAAGGGCGCAGUGGUCAUCAAGUUGAACGCGUCCGACUCGGACGAGGGCGCCAACGCUGACAUCACCUACUCGUUCAGCGGGCACGCGCCCAUCAAAGUGCGCCAGCUUUUCAGUGUGGACGCGCGCACGGGGGAAAUCAAAGUGAAAGGGGUGAUCGAUUAUGAAAAAGCAAGGAUGCAUGAGAUUUACAUCCAGGCCAAGGACAAAGGUCCCUCAGCUGUCGCGGUGCACUGCAAGGUGCUGGUGAACGUCUUGGAUCGGAACGACAACCUCCCGGAGGUCAUACUGACGUCAGUGUCUACACCUGUGCACGAGGACGCGCCCCCCGGCACCGUCAUUGCUGUCAUCAGCGUCACGGAUAAGGACUCUGGGGAAAGCGGGAACGUGGAUUGUGAGAUCCCAAAUCUGGUCCCGUUCCAGCUGCACUCCUCUUUUAAAAACUACUACACGCUGGUGACCAGUGAUUUCCUGGACCGGGAGGCGGUGGCGGAGUAUAACAUCACACUGACGGCGAGAGAUAUGGGCUCUCCGCCUUUGUUCACCAGGAAAACCAUUCUGGUUCAGGUGUCCGACGUGAACGAUAACGCGCCCGCGUUUAAACAACCGUCUUAUACCGUCUAUUUGACGGAGAAUAACGCACCGGGGGCUUCCAUUUGCUCUGUGAUAGCACAGGACCCGGAUUUCGGACAAAAUGCGUACCUCUCUUAUUCAAUACUCGAUGACAACAUCCAAGGCAUGCCUGUCUCCACAUACGUGUCCAUCAAUUCGGAUAACGGGAAUAUUUACGCCCUACGAUCGUUCGACCACGAACAGCUAAAAUCCUUCCAAAUCACGGUGCAAGCUCAAGACGCCGGAUUCCCGCCUUUAAGCAGCAAUGUUUCCGUGACCAUAUUUAUUUUGGAUCAAAACGACAACGCACCCAUUAUCGUUUCGCCUCUGCCUCAAAAUGGAACACCCCCAACUGAAGCAGUGCCGAGAUACGUGGACGCCGGGUACCUGAUCGGCAAAAUAAGCGCGGUGGACGCGGAUGGAGGUCAGAACUCGCGGCUUUUCUACCAAAUGCUGCAAGCGACCGACCCUAGCUUGUUCAGCGUGGCUUUGUACACGGGGGAAAUCAGGACAAUCCGGCAGUUGGUGGAGAAAGACCCCACCAGGCAACGAUUGGUCAUACUGGUGAAGGACAAUGGCCAACCGCCCCUCUCGGCCACAGUUUCCAUCAUCCUGUCAGUGGUUGACAGCCUGCCAGAAUCCCAGCCCGAUUCGGGUGACCUGUCACUGAGCCCCCAUCACAGCUCCAACUUUAGCCUCUACUUAAUCGUGUCCCUGGGCGCCAUCUCCUUCACGUUCCUCGUGGCCAUCAUCGUCCUUGUUACAGUGAGGCGGUUGAAGGACAGAGCAUCCGGCAGAGAGUCCAGCUUCCCCUCCGCCAACUUGUGCUCCUGCUGCUGGCGCUCGGGGUCACCCGGCGGCUCAGAUAUCUUCAAAAAGUCCAAUUUGACCAUCAGGAUGUCUGCGGACUCCGCCGGCUGCGCGGAAGCCAACGGCGGCGGAGCGCUCCCGCAAGCGUACUGCUAUAAAAUGUGUCUGACUCCGGAAUCGUCCAAAAGUGACUUUAUGUUUCUCAAGCCCUGCAGCCCCGUGUUGUCGGCACGGCAGAAUAACGCCAAGAGUACAGACUACAUGACUUCUGGCUGGAGCGCGCUGGACCGCAACGAGCUGGCCAACCGCAGGACAUCGACUCCACCAGAGCUGAAGUAUUCCAGCAAGGACUGGACCUGGGCCAAAAAUCAACGCAAUUCGGCAUACAAGAGGUACAGUUCAGGAAACAUGGAGGGGACUCUGUCACGUCCUCAGCAGUACGACGCCGAUGCUUAUUUCUGCUCUGUGGCACCACAGUACUGGACCUGGGGCAACCAUAUGAGCGAGUGCAAGAUGUCUCUUCAAGAGGAAAGCAAUCCCAGCUUGGCGUGGACGCCAAAGUACGCCCAGCCCCAGUCUGAGGCAGCGGACUACCAGCACAACGUGUACAUUCCUGGCACCACGUCGGGUUACAGCACGCUCAAGCUGGCGCCGAGAGGUGACUUGGAUGUGUAUAACACCUUCUCCACGUUUGGCAAGAAGAAGAAAUUCAUCUCCAACUAUGAAGCGUCUUUGGACAAAGAUGACGGGCUCAUUAGCAAUGCGAUUUUCAAAUGAGGCAUCAUCAAUUGUGCUUAUCAGAAAACAUUUAUGCUGAGGUUAUGCUAUGGAAACAGGAUGCCAUAAUCGCACAGCAUAUGCGCAAAUGAUGGUCGUUAUGGGCUUGUAAUGCACGCAUCAAACAUCAAUACGAUGCUCAACAUCUCAUAAAAGGUCAUUGGGUCAAACUGGGGGGUCCGAAGUCUAUGUACGGCCAACGUACAUCCACUUGAUUGACCAAUCAAGUAAAGAAAAAAAAGUUGCAAUUUUACAAGAAUAAAGAAAUAUGAGGGCAAAUAUUAUUAAUAUAUAUAAAAUCAUUUUAGUGGCAUAAAAUUCAUUUUAGGAUCAGAAAAAAAUACCCUUUUUUUCUUUUAUGAAAAACUAACUACUGUACAUUUUUGGAAAAUUAGGCUGGGAAAAAAGAUAAUAUUAUAAUAAUUAUUAUAAUUAUUAUUAUUAACUAUAUAUUACAAUCAUAAUUAUUAUUAGCAAUUAUUAUUAUUAAUAAUUAUAACAAUAUUGUAAUAAUUAUAAUAUUGAAACAUAUUAUAAUAUUAAUAUCAAAUAUUAAUAAUAUGGUGAAAAUUCAAACAAUAUGAAAAAAUAAUAUUGUAAUUAUUAUAAUUAUAAUAUAAUUAGUAUUUUAAUUAUAAUAUAUAGUUAAUAAUAAUUAUUAUUAUUAUAAUAUCUUAUCUUAUUAUAUUAUCAUAAUUAUUAUAAUAAUAUCUUUUUUCCCAUAACCUUUCUUGAAAUCUGGACACUUCUGAGCAUAUCUUUGCAAAAUAUACGUAGAAUUGGUACAGUUGCAUCCUUCCAUUUUUCACAAUGUGGCCCAGCCUGGCAAACGUUGGGACGCUCCAGCUGUCUACCAAGUCGCUCCGAUAGAAACCGUAGGUCUUCCUUGCACAUUACUGAUGCUUUUCAUGUCAUACCGAAGUAUCACUAAAAGCAGUUCUGUUUUUACACGAGUCCUUAUCCGUUGUAGAGCAUUCAGCUUGUGCCGUGAUCUCCUGUUAUCCAUGAUGCAUCUGUUCCAGUAGCACACUGAUAGAAGUCAUUUGUAUAAAGUCUGUGUACAGUAUAUAUUGUAUAAAUAAAGUCCACCUU